Gymnogyps californianus (California condor) is the source of this 2699-nucleotide messenger RNA. It is a transcript of the gene DNAAF1, whose product is annotated as dynein axonemal assembly factor 1. The coding region runs from base 434 to 2578 and encodes 714 amino acids. The record is from RefSeq and is a predicted model, not a curated record. The transcript has 14 exons. Gene Ontology annotation, molecular function: protein binding; dynein complex binding. Lineage: Eukaryota; Metazoa; Chordata; Aves; Accipitriformes; Cathartidae. Gene Ontology annotation, cellular component: axoneme. Gene Ontology annotation, biological process: cilium assembly.
GUCUCGGGUCCGGUAAAGGGAGCUGGAGGUUUAACGGGAGGUGUAGCAGUGUGCUCUAGGACACGAGUCUUGUCUAGAGAGCUCCCGGGCUACAGCAGCGAAAAGUGCUGAAACGUGACAGCAUCCGCAGUCCUUGUGAGGAGACUAAAACUCCCCUCGGGAAUCCACCUGGCUCGCAGUGGGGCAGGAGGCAGACGUUACACAAGAGCAGGCUGUGCCUCGAAGGAGUUCCAUCGCUGCAUCCUCGGCGCGCCGGCUUCGAAAGGAAAAACGUGUCUUGCUCUGGUUUUGGGAGGCUUCUCGGCCGCGGUCGUCUCUGCUCUGAGCGAGAUCUGCGCUUCUCCUGCUAAAAUCAUUAGACAUUUAAUCUGAAAGUUGGAUUGUAAGUCAAAUACUGACUUGGCUGAUGUUUGUCUAAAUCGCGUAUCUUAAAAUGCAAUCACAAAAUGGAGACUCAGACAGAGGCCUUGGAGGGGAGGUUACUGCAGAAGAGGUGUCAGGAGGAUCUGUAAAUGACACCAGUAACAAAGCUACCCAAACAGAAAAUGAAGGCAAUUCUGUCAACACAGUGUACGGACUACAAAUGCAACUAGAAGGUGCAGAGCAAGAAUCUGAAGAGAAGAGUAUUGAAAAUGCAAUUAAUCAAGGGCAGUCUAAAGACAGCUUGAAUGAGUGUAGCACCGGAGAUACCUUCCGAAUUCUGCAAAAGGAUGUGAAAACUCAAGAGAAAGCCAUCAACUGUAUGUCCAGAGCAGAUCAACAGAAUGAACAAAAAUCAGAUGGUGAUCACAAAUCAGUAACCAGCUCGUUCAGUCAAAGGACAGAAGAAAAGAGAGGCUGUGUAAGAAUGACAAAAAAGAUUCUGCAAGACAUCUGUAAACAGCAGAAAUUAUAUGUGACCCCAUACUUAAAUGAUACACUUUACUUGCAUUAUAAAGGAUUUGACUGCCUGGAGAAUCUUGAAGAGUAUACUGGAUUGAAGUGCUUAUGGCUGGAAUGCAAUUGCUUAACAAAAAUCGAGAAUUUGGAGGCACUGACAGAGUUGCGUUGCCUCUACUUGCAACUCAAUUUAAUUAACAAAAUUGAAAACCUUGAACCCUUACAAAAGCUGGAUUCCCUCAAUAUCAGUAACAACUACAUUAAGACCAUUGAGAAUCUCUCAUGUCUGAAAGUCCUGCAGACUCUGCAGAUUGCCCACAAUAAGUUACAAACAGUGGAAGACAUACAGCACUUGCAAGAAUGCCCAAGUAUUUCUGUUCUCGAUCUUUCCCACAACAAUCUAAGUGAUCCAAAUAUUAUAACUAUUCUGGAGACCAUGCCUAAUUUGCAUGUGCUGAAUUUGAUGGGAAACCAAGUGAUAAAGAAAAUUGCUAAUUAUAGAAAAACACUUAUUGUUCGACUCAAACUACUAACAUAUCUGGAUGACAGACCAGUUUUCCCAAAGGAUAGAGCCUGUGCAGAAGCCUGGGCUGUUGGAGGGCUUGAAGCUGAGAAAGCAGAAAGGGAAAAAUGGGAAACCAGAGAGAGAAAAAAAAUCCAAGAUAGCAUCGAUGCUUUAGCGUCAAUCAGGCAAAAAGCAGAGGAAAAGAAGAGAAGAAAGUAUAUGGAAGAAAGAGAUACAAGUGCAAAAUGUGGAAAUGGAGAUGCAACAAACAUCCUAGAAGGAGCACCUGCAAACUCAGAUGACAGUGAUGGAAAUUCUAAUAUAUCAGAGACUUCAAAUAUAUCAGAAGAAACCCAAGAGAAGACUGAGAAAUUUAGAAAUGAAAGUUUUGAUGCUCGUGAUGAAGUGAUAACACUUCUACCAAAUAGGGGAGAUGAUAACACAGAUUUCACAUCUGGAAAUAUUCCUGCUAGAAUUCAAGAGGAUGCACAAGAAUCAAACUCUUACAAACGCUCAAACUUCAACAAGAAGAGAGACGAUCUACCAAGAGAGAAGGCAGCUACUAAAAAGGCCAUGCUUCCUGAACUGGAUGAAUAUGCUGAAAUUGAACAGAUCAAACUGGAGACACCAGAGAAACUUUAUCUUGACGAACUGCCUGAUUUAGAAGAUAUAGAUGUAAAUGAAUUUCCCGCUGAAGAGGAAAUCUUGGUUCAAAAGCAGGAAUAUCACCCAAAGAUUGAAAUAAUUUCUGAAAUGACAAAUGACAGCGAUUCCGCACUAGAGGAAAACAAUAAAAGCACGUUUGAGAAUUCAGUAGAAGAAGUUCCAACAGCAAUUUUUUCAAAUGUGCGUAAGAUACAUAAGGAGCAUGAAAAGGAGCACUUAAGACCCCUUGUUGAAAGCUUCUUCACAGAGCCUGCUAAUUCAGAAAGAUACCUGGAGACCAAAGAGAAACAAGCAACCCCCUCAAAAGCCUUGAUACAAGAGGUUAUCACUGAGCCCAAGGAUAAUCUGCUAUUGUCACCAGUCUGCAAUCGACCAGAUGACCCAGGCCCCUGGGAAGAGGACGGUAAGAUUACAGUUACUUGCCCUGGGAACGGCAGGGAUGGAGAAGUAGAGUGCCUGGCUGAGGGUGAAGGAUGUCCUCACGAAGCACAAGAUGACGAGGACAGCGGGAGUGUUAGAUUAGAUUAGAUUAAUCACUUUGAAAAAACCAGACCCAGUGUGGAGCGCAGUGCCUGGCUGACUGCCUGGGGUUAUUCUCAAAAUGCAGAGCUCAGCAAUGGGACCGGUAGUGACAACUGACGGAGCACUG